CAUCUUCCUAUCGAUCGGACCAAUAUCCAGCGGUCCUUUUAUAGGGUUACUAAUCAAUCCAGUAUUUCAGUUGUUAUAUCAGUUGGCAAGAAUCGAUAUUGUGCUUGUUAAUGGCUGCUUCUUCUGUGUCAUCCGGUGGUCGAUAUGAUGUGUUCAUCAAUUUUAGACGCGAAGACACUCGCAAGAUCUUUAUCGGCCAUCUUUACAAAGCGCUGGUUCAGAAAUCAAUAUACACCUUCAUUGAUGGUGACGAUCUGGAGCUCCCGACAACUAUCCAAGAGUCAAGGCUCUCGAUUGUAGUUUUUUCUAAAAACUAUGCUUCUUCCACGCGGUGCUUAAAACAACUUGUACAUAUCCUAGAUCGUGUGGAUACAAAGAAGCAUAUAGUGGUGCCCAUUUUCUAUCAAAUAGAUCCGUCUGAUCUUCGUAAACUCGCUGGAAGUUUUGCGAAAGCUUUUGCACAACAUGAUCACGACCCUAACGCCAACAUCGAUGAGGUGCAAAGCUGGAGGUCCGCUCUAACUAAAGCCGCCAAUUUUUCCGGUUGGGCUUCACGAGAUUAUAGGGAUGAAGCCAAGUUUAUUGAGGGAGUUGUGCAAGAUAUUUUUAAUCAAUUGCUCCAAUUCAGCAAAGUUUACGUCAGUUUUAGAGGUGGAGACACUCGCAAGGGUUUUGCCGCCCAUCUCUCCAAAGCUCUGCAUCAGAAUGUACUCAGCACCUUUAGAGAUGUUUCAGCGGACAUUAAAGGCGAUGAAUUCAGCAGUCUUUUCAAAGUUAUUCAACAGUCAAAGAUUUCGAUUGUAAUUUUUUCCGAAAGCUAUGCUCAUUCCCGUUGGUGCUUAGACGAGUUGGUCGCAAUCCUGGAAUGUGCGGACACAAACAAUCAGAUAGUGUUUCCCGUUUUCUAUGGAGUAGAUCCAUCUCAUGUUCGUCGAGCCACCGGGCCCUUUGGGGAAGCUUUUGCUCGACACGAGGAAGUUUUCAGGUACAAUAUGGAAGGGGUGACGCUUUGGCGCUCCGCUCUAACUAGAGCCACCGGGCCCUUUGGGGAAGCUUUGGCUGGACACGAGGAAGUUUUCAGGGACAAUAUGGAAAGGGUGACGCUUUGGCGCUCCGCUGUAACUAGAGCCGCCAAUUAUGCUGGAUUUGUACGCAAUAAUUUCAAGGAUGAUGCCGAGCUUAUUGAGGCCAUUGUACAACAUACUUGGAGAGCCUGCCGUGGCUUCGAACGGAUCUUGAAUUGAGAGCUUGAAUGAGACUGUAAUCAAAUACCAGAGCUUUUCACCGAGUAUAAAUUACAUGGAUGAACAAGAACAGUUUUGGAAAUAGUUUCAACUUUCAACACCAAAGCAUAAUUACGUUGAGGGAUAUAUUGUGGGUUUUAUUGCUUUUGAAUAAACAAAUUUCUGUAAAACAGUAGAAAGUGUCAAUUAGGUGCUGUUAUUGAGGACAUUCAUCGACUGGCUAGGCCAUUCACUAGAAUAUCCCCGAAAGCAUGUAUUUAGGGAGGCGAACUUCCUACUGUGGACAGAUCUUAUUUCUAUGAUCGUACUAUUACGAUUGUUUUGGCGCGUAAUGCUUGUAUCUUUGAUUGUAUGAGUGUGGAUGCGGUAGGGAAUUUAGUUUGUAACUGGUUGUGUGGUUGUGCUCCUUUCUUUCUGUGUAAAAUUUCUCUCUUGAAAUAAGGUGUCUUCUAUGGCG
Molecule: messenger RNA, 1701 nt
Organism: Pyrus x bretschneideri (Chinese white pear)
Lineage: Eukaryota; Viridiplantae; Streptophyta; Magnoliopsida; Rosales; Rosaceae
Product: disease resistance protein TAO1
Exons: 3
Coding region: 111-1244 (377 amino acids)
Biological process (GO): signal transduction
Source: RefSeq, a predicted model, not a curated record